Molecule: messenger RNA, 1412 nt
Organism: Solanum verrucosum
Lineage: Eukaryota; Viridiplantae; Streptophyta; Magnoliopsida; Solanales; Solanaceae
Product: peroxisomal and mitochondrial division factor 2-like
Exons: 1
Coding region: 143-1027 (294 amino acids)
Source: RefSeq, a predicted model, not a curated record
UAUAUUCCACAAAAAGAUAUCUUUUCUAAUUAUUCUCAUUUUCUACAAUCAAAAACCCUAAUUUUGGCUGCUUGGAGUUCAUUGAAGCUCAGUUCUUUGAUUAAUCCGUUUACUGUUUAUCUGAUUAUUUUCAGGUUUGAUUAUGGCGGAUGAUACCGUUACCAACGGCGAGGUUUUCGACGACGCGCCGGUGGAGAUCGCCGUUGACGAAACUACCGAUGCUGCGUCGAAAACUUCUGCACUGAAACAGAAGAUAGCGGCGCUUGAGCAAGAGAAAAUUCAGUUUCUUCACGAGAAUGAUGUGAUCAAACAGAGAAUCGAGAAGCUCAAGAGUUCAAUCGAGGAAUCUCAGAGCGAAAAGGAUGAGUUGUUGAAGAAGGUGGAGAAUUUCGAGUCGGAGAACAAGGCUUUAGGAUCAGUUGCCGCUAGAGCUGCUCAGCUGGAAGGGGAGGUAUCUCAGCUGCAACAUGAUCUCAUCACUGCUAUGAAUGGUCUACAAGGUUCUAAUUCUGAGUUAUCAGGGGUGAAAUCGGCAUUGGAGGGAUUGAAGAGUACUGAAAAUGAGAAGAGUGUGAAGCUGGAGGCUGUUGAGAGUGAAAAGAAUCUGUUGUUGUCAAAAUUGGAGAAGUUAGAAGCUAGUGGAAACAAUCAGAAAGAAGAAGUUGAAGGGAAGGAAGAAGAAAUUAGGGUUUUAAAGAAGCAUAUUGAGGAAUUGAAGGGUACUGUUGUGAACAAUGAGGAAUGGGAAGAGGAGAAGAAGGAGCUUCAUUUGGUGAAGGAGGAAUUAGAGAAGAGGGUUAAGGAGAUGGUUGAGAAAGCUGCAGAGUUGGAGAAGAAAUUGAGGGAGAAGGAAAGGGUUAUUGCUGAAAGAUUUGUUGCUAGCAAUAUUAAUGGCAUUCCUGUUGGUGAUGAUCAAGUUGGUUUCCUUGGCGGUGAUGUAAAUUUGCCAGUGGUUGCUGCAUCUUCAGUUGUUGCAGUUGCAGUGGUUGGCGUUAUUUGCUAUCUUCGAUACGGACGAAAAGCGUAAACCCUUAGCUUGAUCUUCAAUAAGUUUGUCUUUUUGGUUUUGUGCUGAUCAAGCUAUGGAAUUUACAGUUUUGAUAGUUCUUUGGUUAUGUUGGAUUAUUAGUUAACUUUUUUAUCUUAAUAUCUUAAUCAGAUAAUAGAUUGCACUAUUAUGGUGCUGAAAUAUGUUUGUUUGCUAAGCUGGAGAUAGUUGACAAACUUGUACUAGUGCUUCAUUCUCAUUUCCAUGAAGCUGAUUACAAUGGUUUUGUAGUUUUUCCCUUGUGAUGUAAUUGCUUAAAAGAGUUGCCGAAUCUGUAUGUAAUAAUGUGUUUUCGUCGAAUGAUUGAAUUGCUUAAACACUUUAUUGAUUUCUUCUUUCUCAAUUCCAGGAGUUUGAUUUACAA